Lachancea fermentati is the source of this 627-nucleotide messenger RNA. The record is from the annotation of a GenBank genome assembly. Lineage: Eukaryota; Fungi; Ascomycota; Saccharomycetes; Saccharomycetales; Saccharomycetaceae.
AUGUCUGAAUCUCCUGCAGAGGGCAUUAUCGCCCAUAUGAACAAGGAUCACAAACUAGCUUUGGAGGAUUACUUGUUCGUCUACGGAAAUGUUCCAAUUACGGACAAAAUUGCGCAUGUCAGGAUGCUAGCCAUCGAGCUGGACCAUAUGGUGCUACAAUUCAACCAUUUCGACGUGGAGUUUGAAAUUGAGAAAACAAUUCUAUUUGAACCACCUCUUGCCGAUUGGAAAGAAGCACGCGAGAGGCUGGUGGGAAUGGCCAAAGACGCUGCUGCCAAACGUGGUUUCUCUCACAUUCAAAUCAACGAAAUGAGCUACCCAAACUCGAUAGGUGAAUACUUGCUGAUCUUUUUCGUUAUGAUGCCACCAGUAUGCUAUUUCAAUCGAUCAUUGUUGCAGUGGGUACCUGUCGUUGGCGCUUGGCUCGAUAAUGAUGCGUUGCUCCUGACCGUUUUUGUAGCAACUGUGGUAUGCCAUUUUGCCGAAUGCAUAUUACUACUGAAACCAAAACUUGAUUUUUACAGAGUACCUACUGAUUUUCUUAUCGAGUGGUAUUUGUUCGGAUUGUUGGAAGGCUACCCUGCAGUGAAGAGAUUGAAUCAACUAGUUAAGGAGAAAACUCUCUAA